Drosophila nasuta is the source of this 1299-nucleotide messenger RNA. RefSeq lists its product as uncharacterized. The transcript has 2 exons. The record is from RefSeq and is a predicted model, not a curated record. Lineage: Eukaryota; Metazoa; Arthropoda; Insecta; Diptera; Drosophilidae. Gene Ontology annotation, molecular function: nucleic acid binding. Bases 1 to 1299 code for a protein of 432 amino acids. Gene Ontology annotation, biological process: DNA integration.
AUGGAUAUCAUUCUAAUACGAGUGUGCCAGGAAACCGAGUAUUUCAGCGAGAUGAAAUGCUUAAAAACGGGAAGCAGUAUUAUGGAUCGGAAGAGCAAGCUAUUCAAAUGCUCUCCGUACUUGGACGAAGUAAGCAUACUGCGCGUCAAGGGAAGAAUCGACCUAAUAGAAGGAGUCGAAGUAAACCUAAAGCGACCCAUAAUCCUACCAAGAAGACAUCGAUUUACAUUUCUGCUGGUUGAGUCGUAUCAUCGCCGGUACCAUCAUCUGUACGACGAGAUCGUGGUCAAUGAACUACGGCAAAGGUUCCUGAUAUUUGGUCUGAGAGCCUUGGUGAGAGAGGUUUCUCAAACUUGUCCAGCAUGCCGGAUGAGGCGCGCGCGUCCUAGGCCUCCAGAAAUGGGAAGUCUACCGCGCGAGCGUUUGGCGCACCACAUGGCGCCGUUCACCUAUACAGGAGUGGAUUACUUUGGGCCCAUCGACAUCAUCGUUGGACGACGGCACGAGAAGCGCUGGGGUGUUCUGUUCACAUGCCUCACAAUUCGUGCCGCAUUUAUAGCGAGACGUGGUUGCCCGCGACGAAUGAUGUCCGAUAAUGGAACUAACUUCCGAGGUGCGAGUAGAGUGUUAAAAGAUGAAGUAGAGCGUAUAUCGACCAAGGAUGUGGAGACCAAAUACCCAGAAAUGGAGUUCAUGUUCAUUCCGCCAGGCUCACCGCACAUGGGCGGUGCAUGGGAAAGAUUGGUACGCUCAACAAAGUCCAUUCUAACGGAGAUCUUGCCGCCUGGUGGAUUGCGAGAAGAAGUGCUUCGUGCUGCGUUGGCUGAUGUGGAGGGUAUUCUCAACUCACGCCCACUCACAUAUGUACCACUGGAAUCGGCAGACUCAGAAGCGCUUACACCGAACCAUUUCCUCUUGGGCCACUCUAGUGGAAUUCGUGAACGAGACAGCAAAAUCCAUAACGGUGACAAGCUUGCCAAAGGAUUCAGAAUUUCGAGCCAGUUAGCCGAUCAGUUCUGGAAAAGAUGGAUUCGAGAAUAUCUGCCAACGCUUACGCGCCGUACCAAAUGGUUCCAACCGCCGCCAGAUUCGAUCGCCGUGAAUGACAUUGUUGUUAUCGCAGAUGAGAAUGGCAAACGAAACAGCUGGCCCAAAGGAGUUGUGGUAGAUGUUCACCGAUCGAGAGACGGUCAGGUACGGAGUGCCGUAGUGCGCACUACAGAAGGUAUUGUGACUCGCCCCGCCGUAAAGCUAGCCAAAUUAGAUUUGAAAAUUGGUAAUACACAACGCGAAUGCUAG